AUGGGGACCACACACUCUAAAGGUGGCGACAGGCGGGGGUCACCCCCUGGUAACCCUGAGCUGCCCUUCUACGGCUCUCUCCCCAGGAAAUGGAACGAGAAUGUCUUCUUGGAUAAUGAGCUAUUGACCUCCAAGAUCCUGUCGGUGCUGAGGCCCCAGACGGAGCGAGGCUUCAGGACAGGCAACCUCCGCUACCCUGCCCACUUUCUCAGCUCCAGCUCUGUCUUUGCCUCUGUUGCAGCCUCCCUGAAGGAGCACCCUCGGACCACACUUCUGUCUGAUGGCAGCAGCCCAGCUCCUUCCAGGAAUGUCGGCAUGACCGUCUCUCAGAAAGGGGGUCCCCAGCCAACACCGAGCCCAGCGGGAUCUGGGGUGCGACUUGGACCAAUCGCUGGAGACAUGGAUGAAGCUGACUCCGUGUUUUUAAAAUUGAAGCAGACGGCCGACGACUCUCUGUCACUCACAUCCUCGAAUGCUGAGUCUGUUUUCAUAGAAGAUCCUUACAUUGCCUCACUGAGGUGUGAGAUCGAAUCAGAUGCCCAUGAGUUUGAGGCUGAGUCCUGGAGCCUCUCUGUGGAUUUAGCAUAUGCCAAGAAACAGAAGAAGGAGGUGGUAAAGAGACAAGACGUCCUGUAUGAGCUGAUGCAGACAGAGGCACAUCACGUGCGCACACUAAAGAUCAUGCUGAAAGUCUACUCCAGAGCCCUGCAGGAGGAGCUGCAAUUCAGCGGCCAGGCAGUCAGCCGCCUGUUUCCGUGCGCUGAUGACUUACUGGACAUGCACAGCCACUUCCUUGCCCGCCUUAAGGAGCGCCGGCAGGAGUUUCUAGAGGAGGGCAGUGAUCGGAAUUACAUCAUCCAGAAGAUCGGAGAUGUCCUGGUUCAGCAGUUCUCAGGAGAAACCGGGGAGAGAAUGAAGGAGAAAUACGGCGUGUUCUGUAGUGGCCACAAGGAUGCGGUCAGUCACUACAAGUUAUUGCUGCAGCAGAGCAAGAAGUUUCAAAACUUAAUCAAGAAAAUUGGCAACUUCUCCAUUGUGCGACGUCUGGGAGUGCAGGAGUGUAUCCUUCUGGUCACGCAGCGUAUAACCAAGUACCCGGUGCUAGUGGAACGUAUCAUCCAGAACACAGAAGCCGGUACCGAGGACUACAAAGACCUGAGCCAGGCCCUGAGUCUCAUCAAAGACAUCAUCUCACAAGUGGACGCCAAAGUCAGUGAGUGUGAGAAGGACCAACGCCUCAAGGAGAUCGCAGCCAAGAUGGACUUGAAGUCCUCCAGCAAACUCAAGAACGGGCUAACCUUCCGGAAGGAGGACAUGCAGCAGCGCCAGCUCCACCUGGAAGGCACCCUGUGCUGGAAGUCCACGUCGGGGCGCCUGAAAGAUGUCCUCGCUGUCCUGCUGACCGAUGUGCUUUUGCUGCUCCAAGAAAAGGAUCAGAAAUAUGUCUUUGCUUCUGUGGACUCAAAGCCACCUGUCAUCUCUCUGCAAAAGCUCAUCGUGAGGGAGGUAGCCAACGAGGAGAAGGCCAUGUUUCUGAUCAGCGCCUCCAUGCAGGGGCCAGAGAUGUACGAGAUCUAUACCAGCUCCAAAGAGGACAGGAACAUCUGGAUGGCCCACAUCCGCCGAGCCGUGGAGAGCUGCCCUGACGAGGAGGAGGGCGUUUUCAGUGAGGCUGAGGAGAGAAAGAUGGCUGAAGCCCGCAGCAUGAAACUCCGGGACUUUCAAGAGCGACUGAGCCUGAAAGACCAGCUGAUUGCCCAGAGCCUUCUGGAGAAACAGCAGAUCUACCUGGAGAUGGCUCAGCUGAGCGGACUGGAAGAGUCAGCCCAGUACCAAGGCCUCUUCCGAGGAGGCGGAGACCCCUCCGAGACCCUGCGGGGGGAGCAGAUUCUCAGAUCUGCCAUGAGUGAGAUUGAGGGCAUCCAGAGCCUGAUCUGCCGGCGCCUGGGGAGCACCAGUAGCCAAGUGGAGGAGGGAGGUGUCUCUGCAGGCCUGCCUCGGAGGGCUGAGACCUUCGGGGGCUAUGACAGUGUGGGCAGCCCCAGCAAGGGUGGCAGCUUUAGAAGGAAGGUGUACAACAGUGACCCCAGGCCCCAAGACUGGCAGGGGCCUGCUAGCAGCCCAGACUCCAAGCCCUGUGACAACACCACCCCCAGUGGCUGCUGCGAGGAAUCGCUACAGGAUGUGGAGAUGCCUAGCACAGAGAGUAGCUCAUGUCUGCCCACUGUCCUGGAAUCAGAGCUGGUCCACCGGGUUCAGACACUGUCGCAGUUGCUUCUUAGUCUCCAGGCAGUCAUCGCUCAACAGGAUAGCUAUGUGGAGAUGCAACGGAUGGCCAUCCAGGAGCGGGAGAAGCAGUUCCGACUGCAAUCAACACGUGGGAACCUGCUGCUGGAGCAAGAGCGGCAACGCAACUUUGAGAAGCAGCGUGAGGAGCGCGCGGGUGUGGAGAAGCUGCAAAGCCAGCUGCGCCAGGAGCAGCAGCGAUGGGAGCGGGAGCGGGCACGCCAGCAGCAGGAACUGGAGCUGGCAGGUGCGCGACUGCAGGAGCGAGAGGGUGAGGCUCGCCAGCUGCGCCAGCGACUGGACCAGGAACGCACAGAGCUGGAGCGACAGCGCCAGGCCUACCAGCAUGAUCUGGAGCGUCUGCGAGAGGCCCAGCGAGCAGUGGAUCGUGAACGCGAGCGCCUGGAGCUGCUGCGCAGGUUCAAGAAACAGAACACUGUACCAGGGGCACUGCCCCCAGAAGUGCUGGCCGAGGCCCAGCCUGCAUGUCACCCUCCCAGCUUCAAUGGGGAUGGGCUGGAGGGGCACUUGGCCCCAGCCAAAGCACCGGGAAGCCAAGGGAGCGUGCUGCUACACGGCACAGGACCUGAGUGCAUAGAGCGGCCUGAGGUGACCCGCUGGGACAGUGCCCCUGCUGAGAGCCGGCCGGCCAAGAGCGACGUGCCCAUCCAGCUGCUCAGUGCCACCAAUCAGAUUCAGAGGCAGACCGCCGUGCAGCAGCAGAUCCCCACCAAGCUGGCCGCCUCCACCAAGGGUGGCAAGGACAAGGGCAGCAAGAGCAGGGGUUCCCAGCGUUGGGAGAGCUCAGCGUCCUUCGACCUGAAGCAGCAGCUGCUCCUCAACAAGUUCAUAGGCAAGGAUGAGAAUGCAUCCCGGAACCGUCGCUCACUGAGUCCCGUCCUGCCCGCCACCCAUGGAUCUGCACCUGCCCCAGACCCCUGCUUCCCAGCCCCAAGCCCGGCCCCAGCUGCCACACUCCCUGAGGCCUUCAAGUUCGGAGGCACAUCACUGCCACCUGCUUCCCCAGCUCCCUCGCUGCCAACCACACCGCCCACCACCACAGAUGAAGUUGGCAAGGAAGAUGUCAUCUUUUUCUGAGGGCCAUGGCAGAUCCCCUUCUGUCCUGAUAACCCUUUAUGUCUCUGGGGAUCCUAUGGGUGACUGUUCCGUCUGGCCAUCUCCUCCCCCUGCACAAGCACAGCCAGGCACUUGUUCGCCUGAGAUUCCCCAGUUGGUGUCUUGGGUCUCACAGCUCUCUAUAGAUUUAGUGGUAAAACAUGGGUAGCCCUUGAGCAUAGAUGCAUGCAUAUGCAUACACAUAUGCAUGUAAAUAAGCUCAAAGUUCUUUGAAGUUGAAGGUGGGAACCCAGCUAAACCACAGAGCUAUCUUAAAUCAGAGGUAGAAAGUACCAACCUGCAGAGACCGGAGGCAGAGCAGGCAGGUCUGAGAAGACACCCAGCUCCAGGAGCAAACUCCAUGGCCCCUAGGAAUCUCUGGAUUGAACUGAGUCAUUUUGCACCCAAAGGCACUAGAAUCACACGGAGUCCAGCAAAUCUCCACUUUGAGAGCAGCAACUGGCACUGGCCACAGCCUUGACCAGUAAGUGAACUGGGCAACUACAGAGGACCACAGGGUUGGAAAGACUCAGGCAGCCCCAGGCAACCCAUGGAGCAAUGGACUGGAUCUGUGGGUUCAGAAAUCAGUCUGAAGAGAGGUUACCAACUGUCACUCCUUGUAGUAGGCUGGGGUUUUCCCCAGCUCUGCUUCUGUCAUGUCCUCCCAUCCACCUUAUCUAAGAUGCAGAACCCCGGGUUCAGCAGGGCAGUAUAUAUCUCAGACAGACAGUGCUUGAUCACUGUGAAAUGAGGUUUCCCUGGUCCCUUCAGUGUCCUGCCAGAAAAGUAGAGCUAACACAUUCAGGGACAUGUGGAGGAAUGGCCUAGUGACAUUGCCAGUGAGUAGCCACAGAUGGCUACUUGGUACCACCUCAGGCUAUGCAGGAGUUGGGACAGCAGCUAGCCUGGUCUAGGCUUGUUCCCAGAACUGAGCAGGUUUGAGUUCCAGGUCUUAACCACAUUUAGACCUGCCCGAGGUCCAGAAUCAUCCCUUACCCAGGUUCCCCUGCUGUGCCCUGCCCUGAAGUACUAACAGGCAGGACCAAGUCCUGCACUGAAUGAUUCCUAGUCCCAGAAAGGACAGUCAGUCUCUAGAGCCCAGCAUCCUAAGGAACCACUCCCAAGAGCCCUGCCCUGUGAUACCUAAUGCAGUCAUCCAGGCCAUCCCCACCACUGUGGAACAGGGACAUGUCAGAGGCUGCUGGUGUGAGCAACAGAGACUUCCAGAGCCAAGACUUAAGCUAAGCAUUCAUGAGCUCAGGGAGCGACUGUGGAUGUAGUUACCAAGAGUCCACCAGCUGGUAGGCAACAGGGUGCUGAAAGUGGUGGUCUCUAGUGACUUCAGAAUGCCAGGAGUGGUGUGUCCUCCAUCCCCCGUCCUCAUCCCUCGGCUCGUGGACCACUGCAUCCGAAUAGCUCUUAUCCUGGUCCCUUCCUCUGUCUUGUGUCCAGAGUGUGUCUGCGUCUACCAGACCUCACUGUGCCAUGUUGCUCAUCAGUGUUUUGUGUUGUUUUUUUUUUUUUUUUGUUUUUUGUUUGUUUUUUUUUUUUUUACUGAGAUGUAUCAGAGCACUUUAGGAAAGCUGAGUUUUAAGUUCCCACUCUGUGAAGAGAACAUUCCAGUACCCAACCAGAGCUGGGUGGGCUCACCAUCAGACACCAUGAUUUUUUGGAUUUAGAAGUUCAAAUGGUUUCCACUUGACCCUGGGAAGGAUUCAGCUUAUCUCUGCCAGAUGGCCAGGUUCUCAGCUGUGUGCCGCACACAGGACAGCGUCACCAGCAGCCAUGGGCUCCUUCCUGGCAGAUCUCAUUUGAGAAGACGGUGAGCUAGCAGCAUUCAGUCUCUGAGGUUGAGUGGCAUCCCAUGUCAGUUGUGACCAUGAUUCUUUGCCUACCCUUGAUUAAUUUCCCAGUGAUAACAGAGCAUCCUGGCAACAGGGUACUCUGGAACCACCCUAGAACUUAUGACCAGAUUCUAGCAAUAAAAUUAUCCAAAGGCUCUCGGGCUGGAACAGAC
This is a messenger RNA of Arvicanthis niloticus (Nile rat), 5419 nucleotides long. NCBI's taxonomy places the organism in Eukaryota, Metazoa, Chordata, Mammalia, Rodentia, Muridae. The record is from RefSeq and is a predicted model, not a curated record.